This is a messenger RNA of Papaver somniferum (opium poppy), 700 nucleotides long. Its product is annotated as histone H3.3. The record is from RefSeq and is a predicted model, not a curated record. Bases 98 to 508 code for a protein of 136 amino acids. Gene Ontology annotation, molecular function: structural constituent of chromatin; DNA binding; protein heterodimerization activity. The transcript has 2 exons. NCBI's taxonomy places the organism in Eukaryota, Viridiplantae, Streptophyta, Magnoliopsida, Ranunculales, Papaveraceae. Gene Ontology annotation, cellular component: nucleosome.
CCACCUCCUAUCAUCCACAAAAAAAGAUUAGAAACCCCUAAUUUCUCAUCUCUCUUCCUUUUCAAAAAAAUUGUCAGAUCUCCUUUUCGUUUCAUCAAUGGCUCGUACUAAGCAGACCGCUCGUAAGUCUACCGGAGGUAAAGCUCCCAGGAAGCAACUCGCCACCAAGGCUGCAAGGAAAUCAGCACCAACAACUGGAGGUGUUAAGAAGCCUCAUCGUUACCGUCCCGGAACUGUUGCUCUUCGUGAGAUCAGGAAAUACCAGAAGAGUACUGAACUUUUGAUCAGGAAGUUGCCUUUCCAGAGGUUGGUUCGUGAGAUUGCUCAGGAUUUCAAGACAGAUCUUCGAUUCCAGAGUCAUGCUGUUCUUGCUCUUCAAGAGGCUGCUGAAGCUUAUCUUGUUGGAUUGUUCGAGGAUACUAACUUGUGUGCAAUUCACGCUAAGAGAGUCACAAUCAUGCCUAAAGACAUCCAGUUAGCAAGGCGUAUUCGUGGUGAAAGGGCUUAAGUUCUUUAAUUGUUCUGUUUUCUAGGGUUUAAUUUUUUAGGGUUAUGGAGAAUUUGUUUUUGCUUUGUAAAUAAAGCAAUUUACUCUUAAUCAAGACAAUCUUUUGUUUCAUGAAUUUUAAGAUGUAGUUUGGGGUAUGAAUUUUUCAUUAUAAUCAAUGAAAUCUAUUCAUUACUGAUAAUUUUUCUUUCA